UCACACCCCCCAAUAUGAGAACCGCUGGUUUAAAGGAUGAGCAUCACUGAACUGAUUUACUGUAAUUGUGCAAAUGUGUCAUUGUAACGGCAUUGUGCAAUGAAAGGUAUCAUUCUUAUCAGUAUACCAAAGCAGUUUCACAACAGAGAUAUUUACAGGUGCCCUGUACUGUGUAAUAAUUAUGUGGCAAUGAUGUGAGCGGCUUUUUCAAAAGGUCUUGUCUGUUGUCAAAAGCUUCCAUAAGCUCAUUUGAAGGAAGAAACCAAUCAGCCCCACAAACUGCAUGUGCUCCGAUAUAAAACAGCUAGAUGACACUGCGCAUAAUGGAUUUUUAAAUAAGUCUUGUCAUAAUCGUUAUCUCACCCUAAAAACAGCCACAUUAUCUCCAUAUAUAUGGAAUUUCCUUUCACCUUACUUAAAUAUCAUAGGAUCACCUGUUUACAUCAAUUUACUAGCCAAGAUGGACAGUGACGGUUUGAUAGACAGUUCAAAGCACAGGAACAGCUGUUUCACUCAUACACAGAUGCCACAUUGAGUGAUUUGGUCCAUUCCUGCAGUGGGUCAUUGAUGCAGUCAUAUUGCUGAAGUCAAGUGUUCCUGUAGCUCAUUGCAUCAGCAAUACAAAGGAUUGUAGGUUCAAUCCCUAUAAAAUCGUAUAUACCUUCUAAUGCACUGUAAGUUGCUUUGGAUCUAAGCGUCUGCCACAUCCAUAACCGCCCUAUAAACACACAGAAGAGAAUCGUUGCAGUUUUUCUGGAUAAAAAGCAAAAUUGCAUUUAUAUUUUUCAACCCAUUUUAACUCUUUCCCCGCCAUUGACGAGUUAUCUCGUCAAUUAAGAGAAAACAUUUGCAUAAAAAACGUGUUUCUGAAGAAUUUUUAUGUUAAUGUGCAAUUAUCCACCGCGAUUAUCCACUAGAUGGCGCACUUACCCAAUUUAUGAAAAACUUAAGCCAAAACGUUAUUUACUCAUUUUAAACUCUGUGUAUGUUUUGAUAAUCAUCCUGAAUCUGAUCUCUAACAAAAUUCCUUCACAAAAAUGCAAUUAUUUUAACUUUUUGCUAAAAAAAAAUAUUUUUAAAGAAAAAUACCCAUAUUUAAGAGUUUAUAAGCAGAGAAAAAAUAUAGAUAGGAUGAAGAAAAGUUUUUUUCCCGUUUUGUUUGUUUGUUUGUUUGUUUGUUUGAAAGCAGAGGGUCUGUUCUUUCAUUUGAUAUAUUUGUAUGUUUUUACAUUUUUAAAGAAAUUUUUUCUUGUGAAAAUCACAAAAAAUACUGGCGGGAAACUUUUCAAAAAAUGGCUGGCGGGGAAUGAGUUAAUGAUUUACCAUCUACAUAAAAAAUUUAGCCUCAGUUAUUUUUCAAUUAGGAAUUGUGAACACUCUUCUUGUCAUUUAUUAAGCUUAAUAUCCAUUUUUUGGUUUUAUAUCCAAAUAAAUCACAGAUGCACAAUUUACUUGUAUAUUUAUUAGGCAGUCUUGCCCUCUUCAAUAUGGCAGGACCCAGGAUUUGGUGACCCGUAUGGUGUCUAUGUAUGUCUAUGGCUCCAUCCAAUUCUACAAUCUUUAAGCUGAGCCAUAACUGCAAUCUGGUUUCAUUUUUUUUUUUUUAUUAUUGAAUUCUGCAUUUCAUGCAACUCUUUCCCUGCAUAGUGUCAUUGGUUUUGAAUGUGACUGUUCUGUUUGGAGUGUCAUUCAUUAUUUGCACUUGGCAGACAUCAAGUACUGUACUGUAGGUUAAAACCACAGAUCCUUGUCUUCUACCGCUUUUGUCCUCAUUUCAGAUGUCUCGUUUUUUGUAGCCAUAACAAAAUAUGUCUUGAUUUUUCUAUUGUUUAACUAAUAUUCAUGCAUGCCUUUUUGUAUACCCUUUGCUUUUCUCUUCGUCGUACUGUUGGUUACCUAAUGGUAUGAGAAAAUGGUUUUUGCCUUAUAAGACAGAGAAAGACUUAAUUCAUUUGUUCUAUUGUACUUUUGUUUUUGUCUGUCUUGAAUGUGUGGUCAGAGUUAAAUUGAUGCUCGAAGACUGUUCAUCUAUACUGGUUCAUGGUUUAUCACGUCCAUGAAUAUCUUGUUUGGGGAGCAAGCCACCGAUCUGCAUGCAAGCUUUUGAACAAGCUGUUAUGCAACGGGGGUCUUGUCCAAGCAGGCUCCUUUGUUUUCUGCUUGUUUAUCCCAUGUUUGUUUUCAAGCAUUUGUAUGACGCCACCGCUGCUGCUGUCUACAGGUCUGGUUUGUCAGAGAAUAUCUCUCUCUCCAGGCUGACAUGUAAAGGAUUCUUAAAUAAACAACAUUAGUUUCCUGUAAAACUGUUGUACUGUUGUUGUUGUUUUGUGGAUGACAGCCUGUUGCUAUCACAAUGUUUGCAGGUCAGUUUUUCAUGGUUUAUUUUUGCUUAUAAAACUGGAAGUAACAUUCAAGCUUUUUAUCUUAACACGGGGUUCCCACGGUUUCUUGAAAUCCUUGAAAGUUUGUGAAUUUGGGGGAAAAUUCAAGGCCCUGCAUGGGAAGUUUUUGAAAAUAUACAUGCAUAGAUACAGAUCAUUGAAAGUGCUUGAAUCUAUUUUAUGCAAGACUUUUUCUUAUUCCCUGUGUAGUGUAGGAUAAUAUCAUAAUAUUUCUAGACUUUUUAAGCACACAUGCUAAACUGUUCACUUUAAAUGCUUAUAUCUUCUGUAUGCGAAUUUUGAUUCAUACCAAAAUGCUUUUUUGCAUAGUUGUGUUUCACACAUGAAAACGUCUCGGUUACGUAUGUAACUGUUAUUCACAGAGAAGGGAACGAGGCGCUGCGUCUCCCUUGCUAUACUUCCUGCGUCUCUGUAACGCCGUCUUUGGCAAUAUUUCAGAUAGUGAUAUACUUCCAGGCUCCCGCGUCACCCUGUCUUUGUCGUUAAGCCUCACCAUUGGUUGAAUUUGAUAUACACAUUCAUACGCGCUUACCCCUGGAGGCGUCCCCAAAGUGUCACCGCAGUGACACAGCGGGGGUUCCCUUGAAAGGGAACUGUAACAAUGUAUCUUAAAAGAUAACACAAUGUAACCUUUCUCUUACUUGAAAUGUGUCCCCACAUUUAGUCCUUGAAUUUGAGGGUAUUGGACCUAAGUCCUUGAAAGGUCCUUGAAUUUGAAGUUAACUAAGGUGUGGGAACCCUGUUAACAACUACUUUGGAUACACUGUCAGAAAAAGGUCCUUAACUCUCACUGGGACAUUAGUACCCUUUAAAAAGGUCCUAAUAUGCACUAUUUAGGUAGAAAUAUGUAUACCUUUGGUACCAGUAUACAUUUGAGUUACGAAUAUUCACUGUUUGCUCCCAAUACCUCUGAGGUACUAAUAUGAACUCUUUAGGGGGUACAAUAAAGGUAUACUUUUUGAAAGGGUAGGCCUACCGCCUCAGUGACAGCUAGGGACCUUUUUUCUUUUUCUAGAUAAACCACACUCCUCAGUUAGCAUUUACACGCAUGUAAUCGUGUCUGGGCUACAUGCAGCAAGUGGUUUUUACUAUUUGUUAACUCGCCGUAACAAACCAGCGCACAUGCAACUAACACACAUGUAUUUUGAGUGGUAUGUUUAUUCAAAUCUGUUUAUGCAAUUUACACAAAGACCUUGACUGCUAGGAUCAGUAAGAAUAGUCGAAAGGCCAAGUAUGGCUUAUGUGUCUCGAAAUGCAGGUUUUAAUUCAAUAGGUGUCACUCACCUACCUGUUGCCCUCCUGCUUAGAGAUUAGUGCUGUUUAAUUUCACAGAUGCAGAUGGGCUUGGGUAAGAAUGAUUAAGUAAAUAAGUAAUCUGGGCUGUAGUAUAUAUAGUUGUUGUGGAUUUUGUAUCACCGAUGAAGAUGGGACAGGCUGCGACCUUGCCCUGCAGAAAAGGUGGUACAUAUGUCACCGAGCUUCAUGAAUGGUUCAGGAAAUUUCUGAAUGAGUGUCCCAGUGGACAGAUCACCCUCCAUGAGUUCAGACGUCACUUCUGCAAUGGCACUGUGGGAAAAGAGUCGGCGGAGUAUGCGGAGCAGAUAUUCCGCACGCUGGAUAACAAUGAGGAUGGGGUUGUGGACUUCAGAGAGUAUGUGACAGCUAUUAGUAUGCUUAUUGAGGGCUCAACAGUGGAAAAGCUUCGCUGGUCCUUUAAACUCUAUGACAAAGACAAAGAUGGAGCCAUAACACGGUCAGAGAUGCUUGAAAUCAUGCAGGCUGUGUACAAAAUGAGUGUAGCAGCAUCACUGACCAAACCUGAUCCAUUGACUGCUGAAGAGUGCACCAAUAGGAUAUUUCAACGGCUGGACAAAGAUAACAAUGCUGUAAUCAGUCAAGAGGAAUUCAUUGAAGGGGCAUUGAGUGACGAAUGGAUCCGAGAGAUGCUGGAGUGUGAUCCAAACACAGUGAAGAUGGAGAGGCCUCUGAAAGGGCACACAGUACUCUAAACUAGGGGUUUGCCAAUAUUGAAAACACAACAAAAGUUUUUUUCUUUUUUUAAUUGAUUAGUUUUAUUUUCAUCGUCAUUUUAUUAAUGAUAUUUAUUGCAAAAUCUAAAUAAUUUAUGAUAUAUCAUAUCAAAAUCAUGGUCACUGCCAGAGAUAAAAACAUAUAUUUUCAAUAUCUUCACUACUGCUGAUGUAUCAUAAAUGAAUACAAUAAAACAACAAUAUGCAUUAUGUUUUUAUUUUAACCCGAUGUUUAGGAAGGUAUUAUUUGUAAAUCAGUAAUUAAACUUUGCUUGACUAUACAUUUUACUCAUGCCAUUGUCUAUGCUAACAUGCAAACUCUAAAUAGCUAAAUAGUUGUUUUAAUGACAUAUUAAUUUAAAGCUGUUUUCAGUAUGCCAUGUCAAAAGUUUGCUAGCCUGCCAGUCAUUGGAAAGAAGCUACUGGGUACAGUUGUUUAUCAGUCUUGCAAUGUAUAUGAAUUUUGUCUAAGUUUAUUAUAAAACUAUUUAUAUAACUGUAAGAAAUAAAGAUAUGAUCAUGUA
Molecule: messenger RNA, 4956 nt
Organism: Misgurnus anguillicaudatus (oriental weatherfish)
Lineage: Eukaryota; Metazoa; Chordata; Actinopteri; Cypriniformes; Cobitidae
Product: guanylyl cyclase inhibitory protein
Molecular function (GO): calcium ion binding
Source: RefSeq, a predicted model, not a curated record